AUGGACGAUCCACGAAACCCCAUGAACAUGCCUGCAUGGCGGAAAUGGGCUUGUGCAGGAGCAUUGGGAGCCAUGACCUUUGCAGCGACAUUCUCCAGCUCGGUCUUCAACGCAGCAAUACCAGUCACUGCACGAGAGUUUGGCGUCUCAAUCGAGACAAUGUCACUCGCAACGGCGCUGUUCGUCUUCGGCUUCGCAACAGGGCCUAUCGUCAUGGGACCAGCCUCUGAGGUGUUUGGCCGCAAGUCGCCUUUCUUCUUGGGAUAUCUGGCUUUCGUUCUUCUCCAGAUCCCAGUGGCACUCGGCAAGGAUGCCACGACUGUUCUGGUCUUCCGGUUUCUGUCGGGCGUUGCUUCGGCGGGAUCACCAGCUAUCGUGGGAGGCUACCUCGCAGACUUCAUGGCGCCUCUUGAGCGCGGUAUCGCGGUAGCCAUCUUUGCAGCUACUACGCUGCUAGGCCCAGAAGUUGGAGCCAUCGUUGGCGCUGUGGUCGUGCAGAGCUCUCUCGGCUGGCGGUGGACUGCUUGGAUAUCGCUCAUUCUGUCUGGAGUGUUCAGCUUCAUUGGAUUCUUCCUGUUGCCAGAGACGUACAUGCCUGUCCUCGAGAAGAGGCGGGCGCAAGAGCUUCGUCUGGAGACCAAGCAGUGGGCGCUACACUCGCGGCUGGACGAGACCCCCGUCAGUCUCAAGGACUUUGCAACCCGCUACAUGACGAGACCAGCCAUCAUGCUCAGCGUUGAGCCCAUCCUUGCGCUCAUGACUCUAUACAUCUCGUUCGUAUUCGGCCUCGUCUAUCUUCUGUUCGUCGCGUACCCGAUCAGCUUCGUGCAACAACGCGGAUUCUCACUCACCGCCGGCACCCUCCCCCUGCUUGCAGUCUGUGUCGGCAUCAUUAUCGGUGCGACAUAUGUUACCAACUACUCGUACACCACCCUUCGUGCCAAGGCCAUGAAGAAUGGCAAGUUGGAGCCAGAAGACCGUCUUCCUCCCAUGAUAGUUGGAGCGGUCUGGUUGACCAUCGGCCUGUUCUGGUUCGCCUGGACAUCGAUGCCAAACAUCAACCCGUGGCCUCAAAUCCUCAGCGGCGUGCCAUUGGGGUUUGGAAUCCAGGUAAUCUCGCUCCAGUCGCUGGCAUACCUAAUCGACAUCUAUCUCACGAGCGCGAACUCUGCCAUUUCGGGCACAGUCAUAGUGCGGUCGCUUGUCGGCGGUCUUUUCCCUUUGUUCGCCCCAGCGUUGUAUGGCAGACUCCAUGUGUUCUGGGCGACGACCUUGCUCGGCUGCUGUGCAUUGGCGCUGACACCAAUCCCCAUCGUCUUCUAUAUUUACGGUGCUCGUAUCAGGUCGCAUGGCAGAUACACUAGAAAAGCAUAG
Messenger RNA from Zasmidium cellare ATCC 36951, 1374 nucleotides. RefSeq lists its product as uncharacterized. Gene Ontology annotation, molecular function: transmembrane transporter activity. The transcript has 3 exons. Gene Ontology annotation, biological process: transmembrane transport. The record is from RefSeq and is a predicted model, not a curated record. The coding region runs from base 1 to 1374 and encodes 457 amino acids. Gene Ontology annotation, cellular component: membrane. Lineage: Eukaryota; Fungi; Ascomycota; Dothideomycetes; Mycosphaerellales; Mycosphaerellaceae.